Camponotus floridanus (Florida carpenter ant) is the source of this 1391-nucleotide messenger RNA. RefSeq lists its product as uncharacterized. The record is from RefSeq and is a predicted model, not a curated record. Bases 245 to 1132 code for a protein of 295 amino acids. The transcript is spliced from 10 exons. NCBI's taxonomy places the organism in Eukaryota, Metazoa, Arthropoda, Insecta, Hymenoptera, Formicidae.
AUAAAAUAUUAAAGGAUAUCAGAGAUAUAUUGUAUAUACAUAUGUAAAUUUUAUAUGUAAUAAUUCGUGAUAUGUACAAUUAUGUACAAGUGAGCUUAUCUUGUGCAAUAGAGGCGGUGCUAAUUCUGCAGUCUUAUUGUUAGCCGAAACAAAAUAUCUGCAUGAAGCAGUACGAAAGACGAAGCGCCGGCGAAUUUGAUUAUUGACUAUUGAGCGAAGCAGCACGUACGAUACAUAAUCAAGAAUGACGUUCUACGUUUUGCUUUAUAACAAUUACUGUGUAACAGUACCAAUAAUUUGGAUUAACUUUGAACAGUCUUCUUUUAAAAUGCCUGCGACAAAAAAUCUUACUCAAUCUUGUCGGAAGCAAUUGUCACCACAUGAUGAUUGGAACGAAUUUAAAUUUCAUAAACAUUUUGGUCCGUAUGAUACCUACUCAAGUGCACGGUCAGUUGAACAAGCAGUAGCCCAAAUGUCUACAUCAGAUGACAAUAUUGUCUUACAGGAAGAAACAAAGAAUAUUGCGAAAAAAAGAUUGAUUAAAGCCCGAAAACUUUAUGGCGACACAUCGAAUGAAGAUGAACCAAAAAAGAAGAAAAUUAUAAAAUUCCCGUCGAAUUACAUUCCAGAAAGUGGAAAGAGUGUCUCUCAAUUAUCAAGCCAGCCGAUUAAUGAAUCAUCGACAAUUACUAACCUAGCAUGCGGAUCUAUUAAAGCAAACGACGAGGCUUUAACCAACGUGCCAACCAAAAGUGUCAACGAUAUUAAUGAACCUGAGAUCAGUGAUGAAAUAUUGGAAACUAAUUUUGUAGACGUAAACUCAUUAGAUUCAUACGAAGAUGAGUCGUCAUGUAGUGACACAAAAAUGCAAAAAAUGACACACGAGAAGCAAGAAAGUCGAAAAGUUGUAAAAGGGAACGUAACAGCUCGACCAACAAUUGUAUCACAACUGAUUAUUCUUCUUUCCACGAGCAAUGAUGACACUAAUGUAUUAAAUAUAAUACAAAAUAAAGAAAAUAUUGAAAAUAAUUCAAUGACAUUGGAGCAUUCAUUUUGUUGUGAAAAAUGCCGCAAAAAUUACUUGGUCAAAUUUGUGACAAUUGGAAACUCAAUCGGAUCAUUCAUUUUCUAGAAAAUGAAAAUAAUGUAACGAAUAACGUAAUGAAAUAGAACAAGACGAUGUGUCGUUGUUACCAAAUUUUCCUCUCACUACAGUUGAACAAACAGAAAUGUUCAAUAACAGAUUGGAAGAUAUUAAUGUUCGGCGACAAUUUAUGAAAAAAAUGGCGCAGUUUGGCGGGGAUACCGUAGCCAAACUUGUAAAAAAUAUAAUGUUGGAAACUAUCGGAUAUGAAGUUGCGGCAGCGUACACGUGGACAGGCCAAAAAAAA